Messenger RNA from Tribolium castaneum (red flour beetle), 7544 nucleotides. RefSeq names its product hyperplastic discs (gene hyd). Lineage: Eukaryota; Metazoa; Arthropoda; Insecta; Coleoptera; Tenebrionidae. Gene Ontology annotation, molecular function: zinc ion binding; ubiquitin-ubiquitin ligase activity; RNA binding. The record is from RefSeq and is a predicted model, not a curated record. The transcript has 18 exons. Gene Ontology annotation, biological process: positive regulation of canonical Wnt signaling pathway; protein polyubiquitination. Gene Ontology annotation, cellular component: nucleus; cytoplasm. Bases 1 to 7041 code for a protein of 2346 amino acids.
AUGAAGAACAGUCCCAUGUAUCAAGCGGGUGCGAUAGGGUUUACCAUCGCCAAUGGAGUACCAAAAGUGGGCCAAUUACAGAAUGCGGCUUGGACGUUGAGCGAUACUUGCACUUUUAAGAUUAUCAACGUGCAAACGAGUGGAGCUUCGAGUGCCGAUAAGGGGAGAGAUGCCGUGCCGGGCCCUAGCGGGUUAUCGAAUUUAACAAAUAAAAGUUCGUCGAAUAAAGAAAACGCCGAUAGGCUUGAUAUGCCACCGCCACCAUCGCCGGCUUCGAGUACUUGCAGCGAUACCGGAAGUAUUUCAAACAGUCACAAGCGCCAAAAACGCAUGACCGUGUCUGGGAGCGACACCGGUUCGGAGCAAAGAAAAGACGAAGAGGAGUGGCUUCUACGGAAUGUAAUUUUCGUGGAAGAUGUACGAAGUGUUCCAGCAGGUCGCGUUUUGAAAGUGGACGGUGCUUACGCCGCCGUCAGAUUUCCAAGUGGACAUUCCAGAGAUCGUGACGCCAAAGAUGCCGACGAUAUUUUCCAAGAUUGUCGAUUGAUGCGCAAGGACGACCUCCAAGUGAUCAAAUCGUCGUCUAAUUCACGCGUUCCUGACUGUUUUCAAAAAACACCUCGACGUAUCCAAAUUUCCGACAAUAGCAAUCAAAUUCUCACGAUUGCCGUUGAUGGACAAGGCAUACAUGCCAUAGUUCGGAACGGGAGUAAAUUGAGUUAUGUCGUUUACAACGUCAGUAGCGGAAGAAUUGAACAAGAUAAUCCAUUUCCGAGCGACACUGCUUCGUUCAUGGGGCUCUAUCCACAUUUGAUCAACUUGAUUUGUGCUGGAGAAAGUUCUGAAACAAUUUUGGUUUUGCGCGACGGUAACAGCACGAUUUACCCCCUCAGUAAAGAUUGCGCCGAUGCGAUUCGCGACCCACAAUGUCUAGACUUGCCUCCAGUCAAGUGCCUGACAGCUGGUACAUUUGGUUUGACUGGAACCGGCCUCAACAUGAAGAAUCAAGUGGCUAUUGUUGUCUUUGCACUUGAACAACAACUACUCAUGCCGAAAAUACUACGUUGUGAUAUUGAUGGCGUCCGGCAAGUUUUGGCCCAACUAGACAGCGAUUUGAAAGCCAACAUUUCGAAUAUCUUAAACGAACGUUGCGACGGCAAUCGUAACAUUUUCCACGCUGUUGUGAACAUGUGUACGCCGACGUCGAACAAGGAAACUGAAAGCGAUCAGCACAGUUUCGUCCAAGAAGAACCGAUACCGACACACAGUUGGCCACCGGAAAGCUUCGAUGUUACGUCAGGCGAUGAGGAUAGUCUGAUGGGUUUGGGAAGCAGUGCUGCCAAUAAUAAAGGGAGCGGAAACAACAGUAACGCACCGACGAAUCUCGUCGUCGAUCCAGUUGAAAGACGAUCAAACGCGAUGCAAAUCUUACACGCGCUUUUGUAUGAUUCCUCGGCUUUGGAGUCGCAUCUCAUCGAGCUUUUAUGUGCAAAGGAUGCACAAGGUCAAACUCCGUUCAUGUUGGCCGUAUCGUCGCGAAGUUAUCCAGCCGCGUUGGAAAUUUUCGAAAGAAUCAUUAAAUUGGGGACUCCUCAGGAACGCGAAGAGAUGAUCUUUCCGAAAGGUUCAAAUCCGGAUCACUCACCUCUGCAUGUUCUGUGCUGCAACGACACGUGUAGUUUUACCUGGACUGGGGCCGAACACAUCAAUCAAGAUAUUUUUGAAUGUCGCACUUGUGGCCUCACCGGAACGCUUUGCUGCUGUACGGAGUGUGCGCGUGUUUGCCACAAAGGCCACGAUUGCAAGUUAAAAAGGACUUCGCCUACGGCUUACUGCGACUGCUGGGAGAAAUGUAAAUGCAAAGCAUUGAUAAUGGGGAACCAAACGGUCCGUUACGAACUUUUGACACGUUUGGUUAAAGAAACCGAUCUCGUCUGUUUGCCGAAUUCACGCGGCGAAAGUAUCUUGCUGUUUUUGGUCCAAACUGUUGGUCGACAAAAUCAAGAACAGCGACAGUUUCGUCACACCAGGCCCAGGACGGCAUCGGCAAAUUCCCGAAAUAAAACACCUUCUUCAGAUAUUGAGACCGAUAUGCCCGAGCAUGAUUUAGAGCCUCCCAGAUUCAGUCGUCGAGCUUUGGAGUGCCUUUUAGGCGACUGGAAAGCCGUUCAAAGUAUGAUAAUGUCGGGGACUCGAGACGUUUCCGAAACACAAUUCACCGAACAACCUUACGUCUCCAAACAGACCGGAACGGCACUUUUGGAUAAAUUCUCCUUGUGUUUCCUUGUCAAAUGCCAAAUGGUAAUCGACGUACUUCUCGAAACCUUGAUCAGAGAAAUGAAAAAUCCAGAUGCGAAACAAGCCCAAUACGCCACAAUGGUUUCGCGGCGAUUCGUCCGCUCAGUUGUGCGUAUUUUUGUCGUUUUUUCCAUCGAAAUGGCACCGAACUCGACGAAACGACGCAGUUUAAGCAACCAAAACCAACCGUUGACUAAAUGUCGCAAAAUAUUCCAAGCUUUGAGCAAACUAUCGAUUGAGGAGCUGUGUGAGAGCGCUGACGCUAUUAUGGCACCGGUUCGAUUGGGCGUAGCACGACCAACUGCCCCCUUUUCACUUGCAACAUCCGUAAAUGACGUUCUAAACGGAUCGGAAGAAUUAUUCCUAGUUGAUCCUUUAGCACCGUCGAGUUCACGACCUUCUGGGUCUUCAACAAUGCCGCGGUUUCCGUUUUUGGCCGAAGCUGUGCGAAGAGCGGCCGCUAAUGCACGCGAUCUGGCAAACGCUCGCGAUUUAUUGAAUUUGAAUGAUGGUGAAAGUAUGGCGAUUGAUAAUGACGAUGAUAAUGCGUCCGAACAUGAGGAUGUUCCCGCUGAUCGUGAAUUGCCAAUUACUGUUAGACAGUCGUCGACUAAUGAAAAUGAAACGGUCGAAGCUGCUCCGUACCAACAGGAAAGUCGAAUCCAAGGCGAGGAAAGCGAUCCCGAAUUGGAUCUGUUGGCGGAGACGGAGUCGGAUAGUGAUGAUAAUCAUAGUAAUCAGGAUGCUGCAUCUGCACAGAGGUCGGUACAGACGGGAGCAACGGCCGGAUCUGAUACCGGAGGUAUGCUGCUGUUCCCGGAAGACGAAAGCGGCGAGUCAAGCCAACAGGAAGAGGAAGAGAGCGAAGCGGGCGAAACUGACGAACAGGACACUGAAGAUUAUACGUUGACGGAUGAACAGUUGGAGCGAAGAAGAAGCCGUUACAGCAAUACGACCGGUCAUGGACAGAGGAGCAAUUUGGCCCCGCAGAAUAUGCAAUGGGCAAUACGGUCACGUGAAGCAAGCAGAUCGGCUGGUGUUCGAUUGGCCAACGGUUCUAAUUUAGUUUUUAUUGAUCCCAGUACGUUAAGACGAUCUACGACUGGAAGUACGGCGGUCGCUGCAAGCUCGGAACCGGUGGCCAUGUCCACAUCGGCCAGUUCCUUAGCUAGGGCCUUCGGCGCAAUUAUUCGCCAAAUCACGGACUUGUUAUCCUCACUGCCUGACCUGAAUCAAGCCUUGUCGACUGUUGCACACAUGGAAGUGUCACAAGAUGAUAUCUACAACAUACAAAUUUAUCUAGAAUUCCGCCUGAAGCCGACCUGGGAUUGGCUUUUGACAGUGAUGGACGCCACUGAAGCCCAACUGAAAUUCGGUGCAUCUCUAACCAAUUCUCUCGAUCUUUCGAGUCCAGGUCAUCCGCUCAAUACCGGAAUUACGACCGGAGUCUCGGCAAAUAAUUCAAGCAAUCUUCGAUCGAGUGGUCACCGGGGUCAUACCAUUUCCAGUAGUUCUGGUACACGAUUGGUCGGUUUUACCACAAACGUGGAAAGUCGAACUCGACCUGAACGCGAUGGUGUGGACGCUCACGCGGCCCGGAGAGAAUUUCUCUCCUAUUGUUUGUCAUUAAUGAGAGCUCACAACAACGAACAUUUGGAUUCGUUACCGAUUUUGGACGUUUCGGCUUUGAAACACGUUGCUUAUGUUUUCGAUGCUCUGAUUUAUUUUAUGAGGUCGGGAUCAUCUGACCGCAAUGAUACUGACUUGCGACGUGAUGGUUUUUCGCUUCCGUUGUGGAACGAUCAAGACGAGAACGAGAACGAAGAAGCUGAGGAAGACAUAGCCGUGGCAAUGGAAACUGAAAGUUUGGAAGACCAAGAUGUUUCUAAUCUUGCGACGAUUUCGAGUACUUUAAAUUCGUCGAGUUUGCAAGGAGGGUCGGGAAAAGGUCGCAAACAUUCGUUUUUCCAACGAUCGGAAUCCACUUUGUGUCUAGGUUGUCCUCCACCAGAUCCUUUUGAAACGCCAAUGGCUGAAGCACUACCACUGGCCGACCAACCUCAUCUCCUACAACCCAAUGCAAGAAGGGAAGAUUUGUUUGGGAUUCCGAAACAACCAAUCACUUUGGCCUCCACUGGAACCAUUUCAAACAAUCCUCUCGAAUCACUUCCUACGAAAUUGAGUCUUUCGACUCGAACUACCGAUUUUGCGAUGAGUCAACCGGCAAAAGCCAACCACCCAAUUUCCCAAUCGUUAAACGUUAUGGGCCCUAACCCCUUGAUUUACCCCCAAAAUUACAACCCAGAAACAGAAACAAACGCUCGAGAAGUGCACGUCCAGACUGAAACCUACUCCAACGAACCGUCAACAUCCGAUGAAACCAAAAACAAGAACUUGCAAACUUUUGAGAGUCUCCUCGCCGCUGUUAAGAAUGAAAUUGGCGAAAAUAGCAAAGAAAACACUCCGCAUGACUUAUCCUCGCGACAUAAUCAAGAAGUACCGACAUCGAGGCCGCAGAUUAUCGUCUCGCCGAGAAAAAUUUCCGAAGUUUCGAGUCAGGAGCAACAAGAAGGUUUGAAUGGUUCGAGCGAAGCCACACAGGAUUAUAGUAGUGGAUCGACGACUCCAUCCUCCAGAAGUCCAAGCAAGAGUGUGAUAGUUCGAGCGGGAUCGUCAAUGAGUAAUCAGCAAAAAUCGAAUGAUUCGAACGUGAUGAUGUCUGUCGAUUCUCAACAACCGGAAACGUUAGAAAAUCAGGAAAUAUCAGCCAACGUAACUGUCGUAACAACCCCGAGCCUCAAUACUGAUGUUUUACGUCCGACGAUUGGUCAGUCCGUAUCGCACGAUUUACUAUUGGGUCGUUGGAGGCUUUCUCUCGAUCUUUUCGGUCGCGUUUUCAUGGAAGAUGUCGGACUGGAACCGGGCUCUAUCGUUUCCGAAUUAGGUGGAUUCCCAGUGAAAGAAGCUAAAUUUCGACGAGACAUGGAGAAAUUACGAAACAACCAGCAAAAAGACUUGACUCUUUCGAAGAUGGAAAGAGAUCGCACUCAACUUCUCCUGAUGACAUUCAAAGAAUUGAACACUCAGUACAACAACUACAACCGCCGCAAUUCAUCGUCGCCCCCUCUGGCGGUGAAUCGAGUGAAAGUGACGUUCAAGGACGAACCUGGUGAAGGAUCGGGCGUCGCUCGUAGCUUUUAUACGGCGAUAGCCGAAGCGAUUUUAUCCAAUGAGAAGCUCCCGAAUUUGGAGUCGGCUCAAGUCGAUAAUAAGUACACCCAAUACAGCGUUUUGCAGCGACUGCGGCGCGACCGAGACGUGUUGCGCCGAACCGUGCCAAUGAGAGGUUCAAAUCGGUCGCGUGAACACCGUCGAACGAUGAAUGUCGAUGCGAGACCGUUCGUUCCGAGCGAUAAUUUCCAUUCGGAUGCGCCGUCAAUGCCUGAUCUGUCGACAUCAGGGGGGAAUCCCACGGGAAAUCAAAAUCGUAACGAACAACUCUCCGCGCACCAACAACAACUAGGUGACCGUCUAUAUCCCAAAGUGUACAAUUUGCAUCCGAAUUUCGCCGGAAGAAUCACCGGAAUGCUUCUGGAGUUAUCACCAGCUCAAUUGUUGCUUCUUUUAGCGUCCGAAGACUCGCUGAGGGCCAAAGUUGAAGAGGCGGUCGAAAUGAUUCUAGCACACUUACAUUCCCAGCAAGAAUUGACGUCGGAAGCGCUGCUCGAAUUGGAUGUUUUUACGUUGACUGAUCGGAGUUCGAGCUCGCGGAAAGGAUCGGGGCGUUCGAGCGGAGGAAAUGAUAAUUCGGUGGUGGAGGAGAACGUUCAAGAUGAGGAGGAUAAUGCACCGCUGUUUUACUGUCCGGGAAAGAGAGGGUUUUACGCUCCCAGACAGGGGAAAGCGACGUUUGAACGAUUGAAUGCGUUUAGAAACGUAGGGAGAUUGAUCGGAUUGUGUCUACUACAGAACGAACUUUGUCCGAUUUUCUUGACGAGACACGUUUUAAAAUCAAUUUUAGCGAGACCCAUCAAGUUCCAUGAUUUUGCGUUUUUCGACCCGAUUGUCUACGAGUCGUUGAGGCAGUUGGUGGUGGACGCCGAAACGAAAGAUUGUAAUAAUUUGUUCUCAACGCUUGAGCUCAAUUUCACAAUUGAUUUAAGUCCGGAGGAAGGUGGCGGUACAGUCGAACUGAUGCCGGGUGGUAAAGAUAUUGAAGUGACGUCGAGCAACGUCUACGACUACGUUCGGAAGUACGCCAAGUAUCGGAUGAUUAAAGUGCAAGAAAAAGCGAUCGAGAGCAUCCGAACUGGCGUCCUCGAUGUGUUGCCUGAAGGCUCCUUGGACAGUUUAACGGCCGAAGAUCUUCGGCUUUUGUUGAACGGUGUGGGAGAUAUCAAUGUGGCAGUUUUAAUAUCGUAUACGUCGUUCAAUGACGAGUCCGGUGAGAACAGCGAACGUUUAGUCAAGUUCAAGCGGUGGCUGUGGUCAAUUGUUGAAAAGAUGACGCAUCUGGAAAGGCAGGACUUGGUUUAUUUCUGGACGGGUUCUCCGGCACUUCCGGCAAGCGAGGACGGCUUUCAGCCGAUGCCUUCGGUGACGAUAAGACCAGCCGACGACGCACAUUUACCAACAGCAAACACUUGUAUAUCACGUUUAUAUAUUCCACUUUAUAGUAGUCGCGCAGUUCUUAGACAGAAAUUAUUACUUGCCAUCAAAACAAAGAAUUUCGGUUUCGUGUGAUCAUGGGUUGAUUGUUUCGUUUAAUUUUAGUACGAAUUUCAGUUUAAUAAAAUUGUUUUUAUAAGUUGUUUAUAAUUUUGUCAUGAAUAUUGUGAUGAUUUAUAAUUUAUUUCGACUAAGCUAAAGUGAUAAUCUUGUAUAUAAUCUCAUUUUCAUGUUUCAAAUCAUGGACACGACCUAUGCGUAUGUCUAAAAACAAUUCACACUUUUUUCAAGCUCAAAGAUUUCUCUUUUCUUUCGGUAAAUCACUAGUCUUCUUGCUUGUAUGGGUUACUUUUAACUUUUUGCACCCUUUAUUUGUUGUGCCAACCCUGUUCAGGUGCAUUCAUGUUAUUAGUAUUAUUGUAGAUAAUAGUUUUAAGAAUUUUCUUAUUUAUAUCAUUUUUUUGGUUCCGUAAACUUAGUUAUGUUUUAUUAAUAAAGUGUCUCGUCCUUACGUUUUUUUAAUUUCAUAAUUUCAGAUGGCUUCUGUAUUAGUAUCGAAAUAAAAGCAGUUAUGUAUA